AUGGCUCCCGGCAGAACAACGUACUGCGAGAGGGCAGAAAGCUUCGACAACAAAGGCUCUCCUCUCAUGAGCGACAUUCUUUCACCACUGUUUUCUCUGCUUCCUGCUUCGGUUCUUCUUCGUCAAAAUCGGCAGCUCGGCGCUCUGGGGUUUCUUCUCGAUUCCUUCAAUCCUUCUUCGUCUUGCGAUUUGCGAAUCUCAAUCACGGGAAGGAAGGAGAGAGAGGGCGGGCGGGGAUGA
Messenger RNA from Linum trigynum, 240 nucleotides. Lineage: Eukaryota; Viridiplantae; Streptophyta; Magnoliopsida; Malpighiales; Linaceae. The record is from the annotation of a GenBank genome assembly.